AUGAAUGUUACACCAGAAUAUUCUAUGGCUACACAAGCAAAAAUCCCAUGUGCAAUUGCUGCUUUGCACAACUUCAUUUGUAUUCAUGAUCCCAAUGACUAUGUAGAUGAUGGUCCUGGAUCUAGUGGCCCCUGUAACGAGACAUGGACACUUUUGGAGAUAGAUGGGGAUGAACGUCACGAGUUCCCUGAAGAGGAUCUUGGUUACUAUGUAAGCAGUGAAGAACAAGAUCAAGCUGCAGCACUCAGGGAUAGAGUUGUAGAAGAGAUGUGGAAUCAGUAUGUAAAUGAAGGAGAUAAUGGUGAUUAG
Mycena citricolor is the source of this 309-nucleotide messenger RNA. The record is from the annotation of a GenBank genome assembly. Lineage: Eukaryota; Fungi; Basidiomycota; Agaricomycetes; Agaricales; Mycenaceae.